AUGCAGCGUGUUCUCGCCCACGUCGUUCUCGCCGCCGCGGCCACAUCGGCGGCAGUUUGCCCCGCGACGGCGCCAUGCUUCAACGCGACGACUUCCGACUGCCGCUCGGGCGACGCCAACCUCAGCAACGGCCUCGGUGGAUCCUAUUGCGCCUUGGGUGUUGGCACGUGCCAGAACGCAACGUUGUGCUACGACCACUUUAGCGGCUGCGUGUGCGGCGGCGACCGGCCGUGCUAUGACCGCGAGAGCCGAACCUGUGGCCCGUGGCAGGCCGAGUGUGCGCCGCGCGCGUCGUCGUCCUUCGAGUUCUGCCCGAGUUCCAUCGACGCGCAGUUGGACAAUACACGUCGUCUGGAGACCACGACCGACGGUCUCUCGACGGGCGCCAUCAUUGGCAUUGUCGCGGGUUCGAUCUUUGGCGUCGCCUUUUGCUCUGGCUUUGUGCUGGGAUGCGUCAAAGAGCUCAGGCGGAAGAGCGACGUAUCACGACCGUCAAACAUGUGGGCCGAAGCCGGCUCGCCGCUGACAGAACUAGCCCAAGCUCCGUCCGUGCUUUCCUCACCAUCGAGUCCGCAGCUGUACCGGUAUUCGUACUCUCCGGAACCGCGCUCGGCAGACUCUUCAAGGACGUGCACGCCGGUGGCGCAAGCGCCAGUAGAGCCUCCCGCACUGUAUUCAAAGACAUACACGGCGGCAACCGACACGACCAGCACCUUUGACGACGGCCUUGCCUCCAUCUUCAACCUCGAUACGCUCCACGUCAAGCGCAUCACCGCUCCACUUCUGCGCCGAUCGGAGCUCGGGCGCGGCGGCUACGGCGUCGUGUACCUCGCCGACCUCGGUGGCAAGUCGGUCGCUGUCAAGACGAUGCUCGCCCACGGCGACCGCGACCGCAUCCAAAGCUUCCUCGACGAAAUCGAGCUCGCGGCCCAGCUCAAGUCCGAGUACAUUGUGACGUGCCUCGGCGCGGCGUGGAGCAGCCCAUGCGACAUCCAGCUCGUGCUCGAGUACAUGCCCGGCGGCGACCUCUGCGACUACCUCCCGUCGCGGCCGGCGUGGGCGACUCGGCUGCAGUACGCUGUCGACAUUAUGCGCGGCCUGGUGUAUUUGCAUAAGCGGUCACUCAUGCACCGCGACCUCAAGACGCGCAACGUACUACUGACGCAGGACUUUGCGCACGCCAAGCUCACGGACCUCGGCGUCGCGCGUACCGUCGACGACCACACGAUGACGGCCAAGAUGGGCACGUGCCAUUGGAUGGCGCCCGAGGUGCUGCGCGGCGACCGCGACUACAACAUGGCAGCCGACAUUUUCUCGCUCGGCGUCAUUUUCACCGAGCUCGAGACCUGCAAGAAGCCGUACUGGGAGCUGCGCACGCGGGAUGGUGCGUGGACGCUGCCCGAGUACGAGCGCUUGGGACGCAUUGCGACAGGCACAUUGCGCCCGUCGUUGAGUCCCGAGUGCCCGUCCUGGUUUCGAAACCUCGGGCUUGAGUGCUUGGCUCUCGAGCCGACGCACCGGCCGACGCUGCAGACGCUGCUACCGGCCUUUGAGACGGCGCUGCACAGCGCGUACGACGCAUCCGAGACCAUGUCGGCGCUGCCCCAAAACUCGACCAAGCGCGACGACGUUUCGACCAUGCCACGCAAUGCGACCAAGUACUAG
Saprolegnia diclina VS20 is the source of this 1665-nucleotide messenger RNA. Its product is annotated as TKL protein kinase. The record is from RefSeq and is a predicted model, not a curated record. Bases 1 to 1665 code for a protein of 554 amino acids. Gene Ontology annotation, molecular function: protein kinase activity; ATP binding. The transcript has 2 exons. Lineage: Eukaryota; Oomycota; Saprolegniomycetes; Saprolegniales; Saprolegniaceae. Gene Ontology annotation, biological process: protein phosphorylation.